GGGCUCCUUCCUUUCGGCAGUAAUAGUUGCCCCCAUGGGGACCUUGCCUCCGUUGUUUCAAUGGCGGGGAUUGAUUUUAUCCCGACUGGUUGUGGCAAAGCGACGGGUCGCUGCGAUCCGAUUCAGCUCCGCGGAAGCCGCUGCGGUAUCCCUGGGAGAGCCGCAGGCUGCGGGCGGCGUGGCCCAGGCGAAGGGUAAAACAGAUGGUGAAACAGACACUGGGAAAAAGACAUUCAAUGAAAUUCUUGCAGAAAGACAAGAACAAGCACAGAGGACUGUGUUAAUAAACUGUCCACCCAGUUUCAAUGCCAAGGCUUUUUUCAAAUACUUAUCUCAUCAUGGAAACAUUAAGAAUCAUUUCUUCUAUAAAACUAAAGCUAUGUAUGCAGUCAUAGAAUUUUCUGAGACAGAAAGCAUAACUUCAUUGCACGAUGUCAUCACAAUUCCAGAGUUUAAAGACGAAUACCCUGUUCCAUUUAAAUCUAGAAUCCUUACCUCGAUGUUGAAAAAACAGUCAGACCUUGUUUCUGAACACAACCCAAUUCACUGUCAUAGACAAACCUCUAUUCCGGUUGAAAAGCUUGUGAAGAAACUUUGUGAUGCUGACACCGUGAGCGACCAGUUGUGCCUGCUCACAAAAGAAUGCCAGUUGACCGAAGAAAAUACCAAGCUCCGUUUUUUAGCCUGUUCCUUAAUUCAAGACAUUGCAAGGGCUUAUUUUCCGGACUGUAUCGUGAAGCCUUUUGGUUCUUCUGUGAAUACCUUUGGCAAACUGGGAUGUGACUUAGACAUGUUCCUGGAGCUGAAUAGAAUUGGGAAAAAUACUAUCAGAAAGAAAACAAGCCCCUUUAACAUAAUUUACCACAUGAAGAAAGCUCCUUCUGAACGAAUAGCAGCACAAAGGAUCCUUAAUGUGAUUGGUGAAUUUCUUGAUAAUUUUGGCCCGGGGUGUGAGAAUGUCCAGAAGAUACUUAAUGCUCGUUGUCCAUUGGUGAGAUUUUCCCAUCAGCCCUCUGGGCUUCAGUGUGAUUUGACACUAAACAAUCGAAUUGCCUUGAAAAGUUCAGAACUCCUUUAUGUCUAUGGCUGCCUUGACCCACGUGUGAGAGCUCUUGCGUUCAGUGUACGAUACUGGGCAUGGACUCAUGGGCUUACAAGUAGCAUUCCUGGCGCUUGGAUUACCAAUUUCUCUCUAACCAUGAUGGUCUUGUUUUUUCUGCAACAAAGGCGGCCUCCCAUUGUUCCCACCUUGGAUCAACUGAAGAAACUGGCUGAUGCAGAAGACAAGGAAAUAAUUGAAGGGUUUGACUGUACUUUUGUUAGUAACCUGAAUAAAAUUACUCCAACAAGCAACACAGAAACAUUAGAUGUGCUCCUCGGAGAUUUCUUUGAAUUCUAUGGGAAUUUUGCUUUCAAUAAGAAUUCACUAAACAUCCGAAAGGGGAAAGAGCAGAACAAGCCAGAGGCCUCUGCCCUCCAUAUACAGAACCCCUUUGAAGAGAGCCUUAACAUCAGCAAGAAUGUAAACGCUGCACAGCUUCAGCGAUUUGUUAGCCUGGCCAGGGACGGUGCCUGGGUUUUGCAGCAGGUGGACAAACGUCCUUCGGACAACUCUAAGCCUUGGGGCUUGGCUGCCCUUCUUCAAGCAUCAGAAACAGGAAGCGUCAGCAAGGGCUUCAAACGGCUGGGUGUGCUGAACAGCGACAGAGUGAAAGAGUUGCUGAAUUCCUUAAAGAUAUAGGGCAGUGCCAAGAAAAGACGGAGAUACGGCAGCUGCUGCAGGUCCCUCCGGAUUCACUGAGUGGCUCGAGUUUCUCUUGAGGAGCUCGACGUCUCCCUGGUCUGAAAUGGCGGAGGAGUGCUGCUGUGGGACUGGCCAGGGUGUCUGUCUUGUUGGGCCCUCUGGGGAAUCCUUCACUCACCUUUUACAGAUCACAUCUGAUGCAGAGCAGAGCAGGGAAGGGAAAACGAAUGCUGGACAUAGGACAAGCGAUUCUAGGGGAACCUGAAUUGGUUAAGAAGAAACCACUUAAAAGCGUCCUCAUGGAAAAUCAUUGAUUCAGCAACAUACUGAUGCGUGGCAACCAUUUUUACUGAAGUACUUGCAUUUAUUUCUGCCAACUGUUUUUCGUACCUUUAACGGAGAAAUAAAAUAAGCAAAGCAGA
Molecule: messenger RNA, 2166 nt
Organism: Candoia aspera
Lineage: Eukaryota; Metazoa; Chordata; Lepidosauria; Squamata; Candoiidae
Gene: MTPAP
Product: mitochondrial poly(A) polymerase
Exons: 9
Coding region: 35-1741 (568 amino acids)
Cellular component (GO): mitochondrion
Molecular function (GO): poly(A) RNA polymerase activity
Source: RefSeq, a predicted model, not a curated record